GGGCCACCACCACGUGAAAGCCCCCCGGCCCCCACCUCCUGCGAUCGACCCUCACGCCUCCGUCCCCUUCACUUCACUCGCAGCAGCGUUCAGUUCACCUGCCUUUCUCCAGUCCCCGUCGGGACCCAACCCACGCCCGCACAGGACGGUGCGCGUCUCCACUGAUCUGCACGAUCGCGCGCUCGCCCGCGCCCGCUGCCGGGCGGCCGGGUGGGCUAGUAGCUAGCGCAUGGAUCCCUCGGGGCCAGCCGGUUCGUCCUCCUCGGCGGCGGGAGGCGACGCACAGCAGCACCAGCCGGUGCAGCCGCUGGCUCAGGCGCAGCCGGCCCCUCUGGCCGCGCCUCCGCAGCAGCUGAGCAGGUACGAGUCGCAGAAGAGGCGGGACUGGAACACGUUCCUGCAGUACCUGCGGAACCACCGGCCGCCGCUGACGCUGGCGCGGUGCAGCGGCGCGCACGUCAUCGAGUUCCUCAAGUACCUGGACCAGUUCGGCAAGACCAAGGUGCACGCCGCCGGGUGCGCCUACUACGGCCAGCCCAGCCCACCCGCGCCGUGCCCGUGCCCGCUGCGCCAGGCGUGGGGCUCCCUCGACGCGCUCAUCGGGCGCCUGCGCGCCGCCUACGAGGAAAGCGGCCACGCGCCGGAGUCCAACCCCUUCGCUGCCCGCGCCGUGCGGAUCUACCUCCGCGAGGUCCGCGACGCGCAGGCCAAGGCGCGGGGCAUACCCUACGAGAAGAAGAACCGCAAGCGCAAGCAGCCGGCACCGGCGGCGCCCGGGGAGGCGUCGAGCGCCGCGUCGUCAUCGGCCACCGCGGCAGCACGGGAUGCUGCUGCUGCUGCGAGUGGCGGAGAAGGAAGGUCCAGUGGCAGCGCGUCGGCGGCGGCUGCACCGACGACUGGCGGCCAGGCGGGGGGGAGUGGCAGUACUACUACUACUGCACCGACCAAAUCCCGAGUAUAGUAGAAUCACUUUGCAAAUCAUGUCUAUUUGCUUCUGUACGUCUCGCUAUACCUCGAGCUUUGCAACAUUUGAGCUGUUUCUUCUGCCAUUUGGUUUCAGUAUCGAUCCUUCUCGCUCUUUAGCA
This is a messenger RNA of Phragmites australis (common reed), 1085 nucleotides long. RefSeq names its product protein G1-like8. Gene Ontology annotation, biological process: mRNA transcription; response to light stimulus. The transcript has a single exon. Bases 230 to 961 code for a protein of 243 amino acids. The record is from RefSeq and is a predicted model, not a curated record. Lineage: Eukaryota; Viridiplantae; Streptophyta; Magnoliopsida; Poales; Poaceae. Gene Ontology annotation, cellular component: nucleus.